CAAAACAAAGUCUGCCGGAGGAGUUCCUCUUCCUGGUUUUCCUCAAAAUUCUCGAGGUAACAGCGGCCGAUGCCUCAAAAUUCCACCAAAAUUUGUCGCUCCUGCUUGGAGGACAAGGGAAAGUUGAGGUCUCUGUUUGCUAAGAGCAGCAGACUUGGAGUGUCUAUCCUGGAAAUGUUUCAAUCAUUUGCAAACAUUCAAGUAUCUCAGGACGAUGGACUUUCUGGUCUUAUCUGUUAUAAUUGUCUGCAUCGUCUGGAGAAUGCUUACAAGUUCAAGAUAGUUUGCGAAUCCUCUGAUUACUAUCUGAAAGAAUGUCUCUUGAGGAAGAAAAAGGAUUCCACGCAGGAAGUUGAGAGUAAACAGCCAGAAAAUGGCAAGGAAAAGACUGACACAGUGCAGAAAGCGCAAGAGAAGAUAGUUAAGACUACUCCUACGAAGAGAGACUCUUACUCAAUAGCUAGUUUAAUGCCGGAAUUUGAUGAUAGCGAAAAGAAGGAAAAGUCUUGUGCGAAGAAAAAGAAAGAGCCACAGAAGUGUUUCAAAUGUGGCAAGACAUUCCAGUAUCCCGGCUAUCUCACUGCCCAUCUCCGGACACACACAGGAGUAAAGCCCUUCGAGUGUCCAAUUUGUAAGAAGAGAUUCGCACAAGCUGGGAAUGUGCAUCUCCACAUGCGAACGCAUAGUCGGGAGAGACGAUAUCAAUGCGAGAUCUGCAGCAAAAUGUUCACCACUUCCAGCAAUCUCUACGCACAUCAGAGGACUCACUCUGUAGAGAGAAAUUUCGCUUGCAACCUCUGUCCCAAGGCCUUCAAGUCAGCCGGGGAACUGGCCAGUCACUCGGGCACACACAGCGGCGUGAAGAAUCACAUCUGCAAGGUAUGUAGUAAGGCGUUCUACAAGACUUCCUACUUAAAUCUUCACAUCAAGACGGUUCACGUUGGUGAGAAGCGACACAGAUGCUCAGAAUGUGGCAAGGAAUUCUCCAGCAGUUCCAAUCUUACCUGUCACUUUCGCAUUCACACGGGAGAAAAGCCAUUUGCGUGCAAAUUCUGCGGAGAUAAAUUCAAUCAAUCCUCUGCGUUGAUUCGCCAUUCUAGACAACACACGGAUGGGAAGAAAAUUCCACUGAGAGACAACAAGUCUGGGACUUCUGAAACUCCUCGUAAGAGCGGAAGCUUCCAAGAAGCCGAAGAAGUCCCGCCAAAUCCUAUUUCUAUCCCAACAGUCACGUAUUCUUCGUACUAUUUGAAGCUUCAUGAGCCCCAGGAAACUCCUCCGGGGAUCAUUCUCUGUGAUCAGCCCCCAGAAACCACAUACGAGUACCCAAAGGGCCCCACAAUUGACUACAUCAAGAGUUACUCUGCAUUUUCCUUUAAUUCUCUCACUCAGUAG
This is a messenger RNA of Phlebotomus argentipes, 1395 nucleotides long. RefSeq names its product zinc finger protein 391-like. Gene Ontology annotation, biological process: regulation of transcription by RNA polymerase II. NCBI's taxonomy places the organism in Eukaryota, Metazoa, Arthropoda, Insecta, Diptera, Psychodidae. Bases 70 to 1395 code for a protein of 441 amino acids. Gene Ontology annotation, molecular function: RNA polymerase II cis-regulatory region sequence-specific DNA binding; zinc ion binding; DNA-binding transcription factor activity. The transcript has 3 exons. Gene Ontology annotation, cellular component: nucleus. The record is from RefSeq and is a predicted model, not a curated record.